Molecule: messenger RNA, 786 nt
Organism: Penicillium psychrosexuale
Lineage: Eukaryota; Fungi; Ascomycota; Eurotiomycetes; Eurotiales; Aspergillaceae
Exons: 1
Coding region: 1-786 (261 amino acids)
Source: RefSeq, a predicted model, not a curated record
AUGCCGGCAAAGCAAGCUCGCGUGAGGGAGGUGGCUUCUCAAGCCCUUCCUCCACUCCCCCUCGGCCCAAAUCACACCGAAUCCAACGCUCUCCACACUAUCGAGUUUGUGGGCGAGCUCCAUCGUUGGUCCAACUUUCUCCGUUUUGUCGAAACACAUGUCCAAGGCCAGAGAUGGAGCACCAAGUUCCUCAAGUACACCCAUGGAUUAGGCGACCCCGAGGCUGAAUCACAGCUCAUUGGCGAUGAGACAGGCCUCCAGGGUGUUUUCAAUCAUUCUGUGGGAUUCAUGGUUGGAAAAAUCCUCAAGGCCCAGUCAAUCGAUUUAGAGUUCGCUGAUUUCAAAUGCCUGGGAAGCCACUAUGCCAACACGCCCGAUAGCAUUCUGAUGACCAAGAAUGCUCAGCUAAAAGUUGUUGGGGAGUUAAAGGUCCCUUGGGUGAACGAACACAAAAUGAGCCAGGCGUAUGAGGAAGAAAGUAUGCUUUGCCAUUUGCUUGCCCAGCCGAUCAAAUAUAUGAAGGAUAUGAAUUGUAUGUAUGGCUUCAUGAGCAACUACCGUGAGACGAUAUUCCUUCGGCAGGUACUCAUUGCAGGAAAAUGGGUCGUCGACUAUUCUCCAGUCAUUCUAGCAUCAACCUCCUACGCCAAGACGGACCUGGGCAAUCUCCAAGCUGUACCAGUUGUGUCAAUGAGGCAAUGUUUCCUUGCUGUUGCGGCUCUAGCAGAGGCGCAGGGGCCUGUCUACAAUACAACACCAAAGUCCCAAUGGGUUGUGCGAAUGUGA